Molecule: messenger RNA, 2364 nt
Organism: Bactrocera oleae (olive fruit fly)
Lineage: Eukaryota; Metazoa; Arthropoda; Insecta; Diptera; Tephritidae
Source: RefSeq, a predicted model, not a curated record
CAAUAAGAUGGUAUCUGGGAAAAAAAUUCAAGAGGGUUCACAUUUAGUCUCCAAAUAAAUAGCAAUAAAUGACCCAAAAGUGAAAAUAAAUUUUCUUUUUUUUAACAGUCUUAUUAAAUAACUUAUAAAAUGGAAUUUUUAAUGCAAAUAAAAAAGAGAAGGAACAUUUUUGAUAUUUAUUGGUAGAAUGGCGAUAGAAAAAUAUUCUUAAGUAAAGGAUUACGUUGAUAUGAUGAAAGUGGACGACAAAUGAAGUGAUAAAUUUUUAAUAUCGUAAUUUACCAUCCACAAUAAUCGUUUGAUUGAUGACAAUGGCAAACGUAACGAUUACAAUAUAAGUGGCAACUCAUAUUUAUGUUUUCCUUUUACCUAUCCGAUACCGAAAUGCAGCUGUCAAAUUUAUUUACGUUAGAAUUUUUGAUUUGUUUCCAAAUUAGCAUUUCUCAUUGAAUUUAUAAGGACGGGUGAUUAUAUUUUUACAAAAAUACAAAAAAUUUGCUGGAACUAAAUUGUUAAUCUCUUCUGUAAGUCAAAAUUUCAAGUUCGUGAUGUCCUUGAAGAAAGACUUCUCCAAAGUGGAGUAUCGAAUAAAGCUGUUGUCUGGUAAUAAUGUAGUUCUUGUCGAGGCGAAUGGUUUCGAAUCUGAGAUAUUUGUUCCGGAAAUUCAGAAUGGACGCAUUAGUUUUCAGAACAUUAUACCUAGUAGGCGUUGCUGUUUUAUGUUGAAUUCGUUAGCGACAAAAAAUUUGACUCGUAGAAAACGUCGUCAAUUACAAACUACUGAUCAACUAAUGAGAACAGCAGAAAACCAAAGAGAUAGUGUAUCACCAUCGAGAACAUGGCGCCUACAGGGCGGUGACGAAAUACAUCGGGUACGUUCGCCGUUAGCGUUUAGCACACCUGCACCUGCUCCGUCACCAACUCCUUCAUAUACAAUAAAGCAACAAAUGAAGUACACAAAUAAAGAAAAUUAUUCACAACGUCCACGCACUUUAGCUCAAGCAUAUCAAACAAUAGAGUUGUUGCGUGCAAGAGGGUCGGCACCCGUUCAGUUGGCAAGACGAAAUAGUGUCCAAACGCCAUGUACAAAAACAGUACGUAUACAAUGUGAACAAUCAGAAAUCGACAGACAUUUAAAUGAAAAUUGUGGUGACUCUGGGUCUGGCUUUAAUAUACCAGAUAUUCCAAACUUAUCACCCAGAUUUGAAUCACCAAAUGAGAUGAAAACUAACACAAAGAAAGCGUGUAUUUCAACUCCAGGAACAGUUACAAAGUGGCGUAAGUGUCUGACGCCUGUACGAACUUACUCUCGUCAUGGCAUUAAUGUGCCACGUUUACCUUCUAGUUGUAGUGUCAAGAAAGUGCGAAACUUGAAAAAAAUUUCUUCGACACAAGGAACUGUUGGUUCAUACAAACUGGAAAUAAAGAGGCGGAAGAUAAUCGUGGAUCCCAAAACAACUAUAACACCCAAAACAUUUAAGCAGCAGCAAUAUUCUACGGCUCAUUUACGUCCGAAAAGUCCGGAUCGAUUCUUCGCAACAGCAGCGAAAGAUCGAAAGAAAUACGACAUAAAUAAAAAAACUGCUUUUGAUAUGCUAACGGCACCUAGUAGACCUGUGAUGUCUUCAAAGCUAUCACAACAAUUUAAAAAGGCCUGCGUGAACAAGGCGUCGUCUACAUGUCCAAAAUAUAAAAUUUUAUGUAAAAUACCGCCAUUGGAACAAGUAGAAGAAAGUCGAAAUCGGGAACACCGAGACGUGAAUAUCGAUCGGAAAUUGCCGCCAAGUAAUGUAACAGUAGCCGCUAUGAUGGAGAAAGCGUGCUCGAAUGCAAUACAAUCAUCCAACCGCACUUCACAUGUACCUCACUUGAGAUGGUCUUCUCAACAAAAGUCAUGUUGAAAUGUAGACGAACUUCAUUUAUUAGUAAGAAUAAUUUUUGGGCAAUAAUUGUAAAUUUGAUGGAUGAUAUUUAAUGUACUUUAGGAUUAUGAUAUGUAGUAUGUGUCUGUGCAUUUUUUUUAUUUUUAUAUUUACUAGAAUUUCAACGAGUAACUUUGUCUCCGUUUAGUGAAACUAUUUUGACUACAUAAACUGCAAUAGAGGUAUGUCAAUAUUGCCAUUUUGCAAUAAAUGUAGUUAUUAAAUAUUUUCACCGCAAACCAAGAAAUGUUUAACAUCUAUUAUGCUCGUUGUUACUUUUAUAUAUGCAAAAUGUAAUAAAGUAAUUAGGAAAUUAUAGUUGUUUGUAAGAAUAUAUCCUCUUUUAAAUGUUUCCGAUACGCAAAAUUGCUUUUUUGGAAUAUGGGUAUUAUAUUACCAUGGUUUGUAGAUCAAAUUAUACUGAAUCUCUUAAUUAAUUUAA